Molecule: messenger RNA, 2305 nt
Organism: Lytechinus variegatus (green sea urchin)
Lineage: Eukaryota; Metazoa; Echinodermata; Echinoidea; Temnopleuroida; Toxopneustidae
Product: lipase maturation factor 2-like
Exons: 14
Coding region: 69-1991 (640 amino acids)
Biological process (GO): protein maturation
Cellular component (GO): endoplasmic reticulum membrane
Source: RefSeq, a predicted model, not a curated record
CACGUGUACGUUCUCGAAGAAGACAAGGGAUCAAUCCGAGAGUAGUUGCCCGGAAAACGCGUCUAGUCAUGGCCAAAAUCGUUGCUACGAAGGACUUUUUCUUGUGGAGCAUGUCUGCAAUAUAUUUAUUUGCAUUUGCUUCUCUUUACAUUCAAAUUCCAGGUCUCUAUGGCGCCAACGGCAUCCUACCUGCCGAAUCCCAACUCAAAAGGAACGGCCGACACCCCGUGGCCUGCUUCCAGGAGAAGCCUACCCUUCUUUGGUUUGCUCCUGAUCUUGGUCUCUCCACGGAACAUGCAAUGGAACUCCUCUGCAUCCUAGGAUGUCUCCUCUCGAUUGUUUGCCUUGUCUCGAGGAGGAUGCGGGACAGCAUCUCUUACGGGUGUCUCUGGUUCCUCUAUCUCUCUGUGUAUCAGGUUGGUCAGACAUUCCUCUGGUUCCAAUGGGACAUCCUUCUCCUUGAGACCGGAUUCCUCACCAUCCUAGUCGCCCCUCUCCACCUCUACAAGGGGCGAGACCCUACCCCCCACCACCAUGAUGCCAUCACCCUCUGGUUGGUCCGGUGGCUUCUCUUCCGCCUUAUGUUUGCCUCGGGCGUGGUCAAACUGACCAGCCGCUGCCCGACCUGGUGGGGACUGACAGCCCUGAACUACCACUAUGAAUCUCAGUGUAUUGCUACCCCUUUGGCUUGGUACGCCCAUCAGCUCCCGGAAUGGCUCCAGAAGCUGAGCGUCGUAGCGACCUACUUCAUUGAGAUAGCUCUCCCAUUCCUAUUCUUCGCGCCCUUCAGGAGACUCAAAUUAUUUGCCUUUUAUGGACAGAUGCUGCUACAAGAGCUGAUUAUCCUCACAGGAAAUUAUAACUUCUUUAAUCUUCUGACGAUGGCCCUCUGUAUCUCACUUCUAGACGACAGAUACCUGGGCAAAGACAAAAAUGUGUAUCAUGGCACAUCCUUCUCUCGAUUUCUACGGAGUGCUAUCUGUGUGUCUGUCUACGCAGGCCUCUUCUAUGGUGUUAUCCACUAUUUUGAGCUGAAGAUAGAUGUUGAUUCUUUGAGUGUUUCAUCAAAUAUAGCCUUCAGUGAGUAUGAUUUCUUCACUGCACUCACAAAUGUCAUGCCUUAUACUGUGUGGAUGGGUAUCAUUUCUCUGGGAGCUGUGAUAAUAACAGCAUUGUGGAGAUCCGUGACUCUUAGCUCUGGUAUGUUUGGUAAAUGUUGGUCAGUGUUCCUGUGUUGCGUCUUUGCCAUCAUUGCAGUAUUCAUGUUCACAAUAAGCCUUGUACCUCAUUCUGUAGUGGAUCGACAGGCCUAUGACAGUCUUUCUCCAACCGUCCACAAAUGGAAGUCCAAUUUAGACCACCUCCAGGUUGUGAACUCUUAUGGUCUCUUCCGAAGAAUGACCGGGGUCGGAGGUCGACCCGAGGUCAUCGUAGAGGGCAGCAAUAAUAUUGAGAGAGGCUGGAAGGCCUAUGAGUUUCUUUACAAGCCUGGCAAUGUGUCUGAAGCUCCAGUUUGGGUCGCUCCUCACCAGCCUAGAUUAGACUGGCAGAUGUGGUUUGCAGCGUUGGGUUCAUAUCGUCACAACCCAUGGUUCCUCAAUAUGGUCUAUAGAUUACUUACAGAUCAACCAGAAGUACUUGCACUGAUCAAAGAUAGUCCGUUUCCUGAUAGACCUCCCAAGUACAUCAGAGCAACGUUAUUCAACUAUCACUUUACUCAAUAUGGUACGGAGGAAUCUGAUUGGUGGAAACGCGAUGAGGUCAAUGAAUAUCUGCCACCAGUUAGCCUUAAAAACCAGCAGUUCAUGGACAUCAUUCAGAAAAAUGGCAUCAAAUUAAAAAAGACCACGAAGAGCAAAAGCAGCCAUCAGCCCAACUUGUUAGAGCAGUUUGUGGUUUACCUGAGGAGCUUUAUUGGCCAUCUGUCUGGAACAGUAUUAAUCCUUUCCCUAUUCUUGCCAUGUUUAUUCUACUCUUUGUAUUAUAGCUGACAUCCCGAAGGUCAAGUGGCCCUUUAAAAGGUCAAAUAUGCAUGUAUGAGUAGUAUAUGUGAAUCAGAAGGAUAUAAUUUAUGUUAACAUAGUAGUGAAAAUUUUGUUAAAAUCAGUGAGGAAAAUAGAAAAGUGAGGAUUUUGAUUUAAAAAGAAAUGAGAGUGAUAUGCAUAAACAUGGACAUCAUGCAUAGUAGUGAGCCAGUGAUGUAUUAUAAAUUUAAGUUUGUUCUCUUGAUCACCAUUUACCAUUAUAAUCACUAUCACCGUGAUCAUCAUCAUCAUCACCACCAUCAUCAUCACCACCAUCACCA